Messenger RNA from Panicum hallii, 2130 nucleotides. RefSeq lists its product as uncharacterized. The record is from RefSeq and is a predicted model, not a curated record. The transcript has 7 exons. Bases 150 to 1253 code for a protein of 367 amino acids. Lineage: Eukaryota; Viridiplantae; Streptophyta; Magnoliopsida; Poales; Poaceae.
UAUGUAUGUGUAUUUCCCACGAAAAUUAGCCGGGAUUGGACUGUGCUUGUGAAAUUUCCUCGAGCAGAGCACCAUCGUUUAUCUCAGAACAGAAGAUCGGCGUGGGCUCCCUGUUCGGCGAACGAAUCGCGUUAUCCACCAGCCACCAAAUGCUCCCGCUCCGCCGCCUACCGCCGCUCCCACUGCCACGCGGCCCCGCACCCCGCCGUCUCCUGUCAGCCGCGGCAUCCGCGGCCGCCGCCUCGCCGCUCCCAUGGCCGGGCCUGCACGCCUGGCGCAGGGCGCCGCCCAGCGACCUCCGCGCGUGGGGUCCCAACGGCCCCUGCGCCUCCGACGCCGACGAGGCGGCCGGGGGCCCGUCCGAAGCUGACGCCGGCGGUUCGUCGCUCGCGGAGAUGGGGGCCCUGGUGCUGUCCACCGCCGACCCCCUCGCCAAGGCGCGGCUCACGCACGCCGCCUUCUCCCGGUGGGCCGCGGGGCUCCCCGUCGGCCAGGCCGCGGCCCCCGACCACCCCGCCAGGCCCGACAAGCCCCUCGUGGUGACGCAGAAGGAGAUCAUCACCCACAAGAAGAUGGGGGUGCCGCUCAACGCGUACAUGCUGCACAACCUGGCGCACGUCGAGCUCAACGCCAUCGACCUCGCCUGGGACACCGUCGUGCGGUUCGCGCCGCUCAGAGACACGCUGGGAGAUGGCUUCCUCGCGGAUUUCGCUCGUGUGGCCGACGACGAGAGCCGCCACUUUCGGUGGUACUCGCAGCGGCUAGCUGAGCUUGGGUUCAGUUAUGGUGAUAUGCCGGUUCACAAUCUUCUUUGGAGGGAGUGUGCAAAGUCGUCAAGCGAUGUUUCUGCACGAUUGGCAGUGAUUCCUUUGGUUCAGGAAGCUAGAGGCCUUGAUGCUGGACCAAGAUUAGUCCAAAGGUUGUUUGGUUUUGGGGAUCAUCGAUCAGCAGACAUUGUGGCAAGAGUAGCAGAGGAAGAGCUUGCACAUGUUUCUGUAGGUUUGUAUUGGUUUCUGAAAGUAUGCCAAAUGAUGGGUCGUGAACCUGGUGAUACUUUUAAAGACUUAAUAAAGGAGUAUGGUGUUGUAUUGAAGGGUCCAUUUAAUUAUCCGGCUCGUGAUGAAGCUGGUAUACCUCGAGAAUGGUAUGACGAGAAGUUUAAACAGGAAUCUGCAAAAAAACUUGCAGAGGUGCAUGAUAGACUAGCUUGUAUUGUUGAGAUGGAGAAAGAGAAUGCAAGUUUGAAUGGCUAAGUGGCACUUGAUGUACAUGAGAGACUGGGUAGGCACUCGACUAAUUUUUUACAGUGUGUAAACUUACUCUUCUUGAACUCUGAAAAGCUAUUUUAUUUAUAUUUCAUAUAAAUUGUUGACAACCAUAUUUUUCUUUUCAGUUUGAGAUAGAUAAACUUGACUAUCAAUCCACCAUCAAUCAGAUCAUAAAUUCUUCAGAUUGUAGGACAAAAUCAUAUAUUCUGACAACUAUGCUCUAACCUUGCUAAUGAUCCAUAACCUGUAAAUGGUCUCCCGUUGAAAUUAUCUCUUGAAUGCGCGAAGAACAAGCAGGAUUUCGCCAUAACCUUAGUAUCACAUUUCUAUUUGAAUAACAUUGAAUAAAGUAUUUAAUCUUGAACAUUUUAGGUUUUUUUCUGGCUGGAGGGGAAAAAAGUAAAUCAUCAAUGCAUGUUAUACAACUCAUCUGUGUAUGUUUGCAAAGAUACCUGGUGUCAAGUGGGACACCAGAUCUUGUAGGCUGGAAACUGGAAGUCUGGAACCGAAAGCUGGAGGUUGCUGGAUUAUUUAAAAGAGCAUUCAUGGUGGAUUUGGAUUGGUAGAAGACAGACAAUCCCAAUUCUUCAUUCUGCUGCCAGCUUAGUGAGAUACCAUAUGUUGUCUCCAGCCCUGUAAUUUAUCAUCCUAAUGGCUGUACUGGUUAAUGUGUAUGGUUGAUUCCAUAUCAUCACAGCAAAGCUUUAUCAUCAUGAAUUCAUGAUUAGUAUAGUCAGUCCAAGAAGGAUGUGUCAAGGAAGAUUAGUUUAUUAUCUUUUUCUCGAUUGAGCAAUUAUUGCAUUGGGAUGAUCUGGAGGACAGGAUUGAAUACAACGAGUAUGUAGUUAAAUUUCUGUCUCCA